AUGGGUCACCGUAUUCAGGAGUGUCGAUCGUUCAAAUCGCUUUCCGUCGAUGGGCGCUGGAAAUGUGUGCAGUCCGGUGGGCUGUGUCGAAAUUGUCUGAACUCCCACGGAAAAAGAAGCUGUAGGAAAGUUAGUUUCUGCGGAACGAACGGUUGCCAGUUCCGUCAUCAUCCGCUCCUACAUUCGUCUCGCAGCAAUAACGAGACGACUUCACAGGCAGUUGUAAAUAUCGUGUCUAGAGUGAAUACCGCGGAAAACUACACGCUCCGUGUGGAUGAACGGUCGUUACUCUUUAAGAUUCUGCCAGUGACGUUGCACGGACCCAAAGGAAAGGUGGAAACCUUUGCAUUUCUGGAUGACGGGUCAACGCUAACCCUAGUCGAGGACAGUUUAGUCGAGCAACUAGGUGUUUGUGGAAUAAAGAAGCCGUUGUGUUUGCUGUGGACAGCGAAUAUAACAAGAGUGGAGAAAGACUCUAAACAGUUUUCGUUAGUUGUUUCAGCAGCUGGGGGAAGGAAGUAUUCAUUAGAGGAAGUGCAAACUGUGAAGGAGCUGUCCCUACCCAUACAAACACUGUCAUUCAGGCAUCUAACUGAGCGGUAUGCUUAUCUGAAGAGACUUCCAGUUACGAGUUAUACAAAUGCGGUCCCGAAGAUACUGAUAGGAGUCAACAAUUUGAGUUUGAUGGUCUCACUGAAGAUAAAGGAAGGACUUAAACGUGAACCAGUAGCUGUGAAAACUAGACUGGGCUGGUGCAUCUACGGAGGAGAGGGAGCCAAUGGUCAGCAAUCUUCAGUCAACUGCCAUGCUUGCGGCUGCGCAUCAGAUCAAGCUCUUCAUGAGUUGGUCAAGGAUUUUUUCACCAAGGAGGACGUCGGAAUGCAAAUAAUCACUCCGCUACUUUCGGACCAAGAAAAGCGCGCUUCUCGGAUACUGGAAGAAACGACAGUUCGUGUCGGUGCCCGGUAUGAAACUGGUCUUUUGUGGAAGCAUGACCACAUAGAGCUUCCCGAUAGCUACAACAUGGCUCUUCGACGACUUGAAUGCUUGGAACGAAAAAUGAGCCGUAAUCCAGAGUUGAAGCAAGCUUUACACAAACAAAUAGAGGAUUACCAACAGAAGGGUUAUGCACAUCGAGCAACCGUUAACGAGAUAGGCGGUGCAGAUUUGCGACGUGUCUGGUAUUUACCACUAGGAGUGGUAGUGAACCCACGGAAGCCGGGCAAGGUUCGGCUGAUUUGGGACACCAAAGCUACUCAUGAUGGAUUUGAGUUACGGAAUUGGCUGUCGAAUAGUAACCAAGUCUUGAUCGGUUUGGGAGAACCAUUGCCUCAACGCAAUAAGAAAUUUACACCAGAUAAGACGAGUGAGUAUGAUCGUGUCCUAGGAAUGCUGUGGUCAACUCACGAGGACGUCUUCAGUUUCUCAAUUGAGAUGAAGCCAGAAAUUGAAACGCUGAUCCGUAGCAAUGAGCGACCCACGAAAAGACAGAUGUUAAGGUGCUUGAUGUCUCUUUUCGAUCCGUUAGGUCUAUUAGGCCUUUUCUUAGUACAUGGCAAGAUCCUAUUACAAGAAGUGUGGAGAGCAGGAAUUCAAUGGGAUGAAAAAGUGAACGACGAUCUACAUAGAAGCAUACGUUAUAAGGAUCUUCAACUCCAUAUUUUCGUCGACGCAAGCGAGUCUGCGUACUGUGCCACGGCAUACUUUCGUACACUGAACUCUGCAGGUAUGCCUGAAAUUGUGUUGGUCGCGGCGAAGACUAAGGUAGCCCCCCUGAAGACGCAGUCUAUCCCACGCUUAGAGUUACAGGCCGCAGUUCUAGGGGCACGGCUGAUGCAGUUUGUCGAAGAAAACCACGCUGUGCCUAUCACGAAAAGGGUGCUGUGGACUGAUUCGGCCACGAAUCCGGCUGAUAUUGCGACCAAGUGGGGAAAAGGUCCCAACGUAGUUACAAAUAGCGUUUUGUUCACGGGUCCUGUAUUUCUACUGCUUACGGAAACGGAAUGGCCGAAGCAAGUGACUCUCUCGUCACCCACAGAAGAAGAGCUGCGUCCUUGCUAUUCUCACAAGUCAGUACCAUUUCCAACACGAAUCGUGGAGCUCGAACGCUUUUUGCAAUUAAAUAGAGCUAUCCGAGCCGUCGCUAACGUUUAUCGUUUCGACGAAAUCCUGAAGCAGCGUACCAGCGGUCAGAAACCAUCGGCAGGCCCGCUGACGUCUGAGGAACUACAGAAGGCUGAGCGCCACCUUAUUCGAGAGACACAGUGGCAAAGCUUUCCGGACGAGAUGGUGGUAUUGUCCCGCUACAAGCUAAUGCCGGUGGAUGAGCAGAUUUCUAUUGGAAAAAGCAGCAAUAUUUAUCAGUUAUGUCCAACCUUGGACGAAAACGGCAUUCUUCGCGUUGAUGGUAGGAUCGGAGAAGCUCCAAACUUGAAGAAUGAGGUAAAGUUCCCAGUGAUCCUCGCGAACAAGCAUCCGUUUACCGUUCUGUUAGUUGAUAGCUACCACCGAAGGUUCGGCAAGAAUCUUUUCGCCGAUGCUCUUCACCUAGAUAGGGGCGUUCCGAGCAUGGAUGUACCCAAGCUAACGGAAACGUUAACGAGGGCAUGCUUUACAACAAUGCCUAGAAAAUUGGAGCCAAAGCUAAAUCCGACGACGCAGCCGACUGACACCGUACGGCGUAUUAGAAGCCGAAAUCGCGGGAGAUAUGCAGGUCUCCAAAUCGUGCUUCUGUCAGUGGCGAAUGGUUUACAAGUGAAGAAAGCUGAUGACGAAAUGCCUGCAAGAAGGCUACUACCCAGACAGAUGAAGAAUCCACAAGAUGAUUCUGCCGCCCAAAUUAGGGAAACCACCAAUCGAUUCAUUAUCGUAUAG
Molecule: messenger RNA, 2874 nt
Organism: Topomyia yanbarensis
Lineage: Eukaryota; Metazoa; Arthropoda; Insecta; Diptera; Culicidae
Exons: 5
Coding region: 1-2874 (957 amino acids)
Source: RefSeq, a predicted model, not a curated record